AAAUAAUUAAAAUAAAAUAAAAUAAAAAUUGGAAAGUCUGAAUCUUUGUGUGUGGAAAUACCAAACAUGGAGUAACAAAUCAGAAAUCUCCUAUCUCCAACAUUUGUAGGCUCUUCCUUCCUCUUGGAGGAAGAAGAAGAAGAGGAAGAAGAAGACAAAGAGGGAUCUUUUCCUCCUCUUUUUUAUCAGAUAUAUUUUGUUCAACUCAGCCAUGGUUCCCAGCAAGCCCAAUUCUACUGGCGAACCAAGUGUUUCAUGCUCACAGCCAGAGAACGGUUUUCUCAAUUCAAUUUCGCUUUUAAGUUCAGAGAAAGCAGUCCAGGAACUUUUUCAUCAAUCUCCCUUUCAGAGCACAGAUGACCACCUCAUAGAGUUCUCAGACGCUAUGAGAACUGUUGAAAAGGCCCUUAGACGGGCUGCUGAAGGAAAGGCUUCUGCUCAAGCUGAGGCAGCUGAAUGGAAGCAUAAAUAUGAACUGGAGAGGGCUCGCAAUCUACAUUUGGAACAUAAAGGCGACAGCUUUUAUGAAAAGCUACGAAGUUUGUGGGCUCUGAGUUUUCUACGUAAUGCAAUGGGAAUGAUAGGAUUUAUGCUUCCAUGUGUAUUCUGCUUGGAAAUUUGCAAGCAACCGGACAGGGAAGUUUCUGAAGAGCAAUCAAGUAAAGAGAAUAACUGCGUUGAUGAGAGGACAGAGAAGUUGGCCAGCCAAUCAAAUGAGCAAUCUGAACAGUGUUGUGGGAGGAAUGGGAUAUGCUCCUAUGAAGUUCUUCGGGAUGAAAGCUGUUGUGAUUCCAAGGCAUUUCUCAAUAAAUAUACCAGAAAGGCAUCAUUUAAACUUUCAUGGUGGUGCAACGGCGAUGAGAGUGACCAGCACAAGCAUGACAUCGUCUCUUUUGAAAGGGGAAACAUUACAACUGCAGAGCGUAGUAGUAAACAGAUUGCUUUGAAGUGGGAAUCUCAGCCACAGACUGUGAUUAUAUUGACGAAACCAAAUUCAACUUCUGUUCAAAUUCUAUGUGCCGAGAUGGUCAGAUGGUUGAGUGAGCAGAAAAAGUUAAAUAUUUACGUGGAACCACGAGUAAGAGCUGAACUUCUAACAGAGUCAUCUUACUUCAACUUCGUCCAUACAUGGAAGGAUGAGACCGAAAUAAUGCUCCUGCACACAAAAGUGGACCUUGUGGUAACUCUUGGCGGGGAUGGAACUGUCCUCUGGGCAGCAUCUAUGUUCAAAGGACCAGUUCCUCCUGUUGUGCCGUUUUCAUUAGGGUCACUGGGAUUUAUGACUCCUUUUCACAGUGAACGCUACCGAGACUAUCUUGAUUCAAUUUUAAACGGUCCCAUUAAUAUCACAUUGCGACACCGGUUGCAGUGCCACGUUAUUAGAGAAGCAACCAAAAAUGAGUAUGAAACUGAAGGGCCAAUGCUAGUACUAAAUGAGGUUACAAUUGACCGUGGGAUAUCAUCAUACCUCACAAAUUUGGAAUGCUAUUGUGACAAUUCUUUUGUCACGUGUGUCCAAGGAGAUGGGCUAAUAUUAUCAACAACUUCUGGCAGUACCGCGUAUUCAUUAGCAGCUGGAGGAUCAAUGGUCCAUCCCCAGGUUCCUGGAAUUCUUUUUACACCUAUCUGUCCACAUUCCUUAUCAUUUCGGCCUUUGAUAUUUCCUGAGCACGUGACGUUGCGAGUACAAGUACCCUCCAACAGCAGAAGCCAUGCAUGGGCGUCGUUUGAUGGAAAGGGCAGGAAACAGUUGGCUGCCGGCGAUGCACUUGUGUGCAGCAUGGCGCCUUGGCCUGUCCCUACUGCAUGUCAAGUUGAUUCCACCAGUGACUUCUUGAACAGCAUCCAUGACGGCCUCCACUGGAACCUGAGAAAGACUCAGUCGUUCGAUGGCCCUCGGGAAGCAUAGUGCGUAUUUUUUCUUUUGUAUACUAAUUCUCUAGUUUGCAGGUCCGGAUAGAACCAAAACCUAACGUGUUAUUAAGGGAAGAAAGGGGGAGGUGAGUCGGGUGGAAGGUGAAGAGCAAAUCUAAAAGUCCUGGGAUUAUUCAUCUUUCAUGUGUAUGGUCUCCUCCUCGAAUAAGUUCAAGGGUUGAAGCAGAGCACUUGUUAAAUGGAUGCCAAAAGAUUAAUUUGACCGCUUUCGUCAUCAGGAACUUGUACACUGGAUGUUGAUCACUGAUCGAAUAUAUACAAGCAAUUUAGAAAUUGUCCA
This is a messenger RNA of Pyrus x bretschneideri (Chinese white pear), 2215 nucleotides long. Its product is annotated as NAD(H) kinase 1-like. Gene Ontology annotation, biological process: NADP+ biosynthetic process; NAD+ metabolic process. NCBI's taxonomy places the organism in Eukaryota, Viridiplantae, Streptophyta, Magnoliopsida, Rosales, Rosaceae. Gene Ontology annotation, molecular function: NAD+ kinase activity. The record is from RefSeq and is a predicted model, not a curated record. The transcript has 12 exons. The coding region runs from base 212 to 1909 and encodes 565 amino acids.